CCGGCGGCGCCCGGGAGAUGCAGGGCGCCCCGUCCCGGCGGCCGGCUCGGCGGGGGCUGCCCCCGCAGCCCACCAUGACCGGGCCGAGGCUGGCCCUCGCCGCCGCGCUCCUCUGCAGCUGCACCUCGCCGGUGGCCGACGCCAACUCCUGGUGGUCUUUGGCCAUGAACCCCAUCCAGAGGCCUGAGAUGUAUAUCAUCGGCGCCCAGCCGGUGUGCAGCCAGCUGCCGGGGCUGUCCCCCGGGCAGCGCAAGCUCUGCCAGCUCUACCAGGAGCACAUGGUGUUCAUCGGGGAAGGGGCCCGCAGCGCCAUCAAGGAGUGCCAGUACCAGUUUCGGCAGCGGCGGUGGAACUGCAGCACGGUGGAUAACACUUCCGUCUUUGGGAGAGUCAUGAAAAUAGGCAGCCGAGAGACCGCUUUCACGUACGCGGUGAGCGCGGCCGGCGUGGUGAACGCCAUCAGCCGCGCGUGCCGCGAGGGAGAGCUGUCCAGCUGCGGCUGCAGCCGCACCGCCCGGCCCAAGGACCUGCCCCGGGACUGGCUCUGGGGCGGCUGCGGGGACAACGUGGAGUACGGCUACCGUUUCGCCAAGGAGUUCGUGGAUGCCAAGGAGAGGGAGAAGAACUACGUGCGAGGCUCCGAGGAGCAGGCGCGCAUGCUGAUGAACCUGCAGAACAACGAGGCUGGCCGCAGGGCCGUGUACAAGCUGGCAGACGUGGCCUGCAAGUGCCACGGCGUGUCGGGCUCGUGCAGCCUCAAGACCUGCUGGCUGCAGCUGGCCGACUUCCGCAAGGUGGGCGACCUGCUCAAGGAGAAGUACGACAGCGCCGCCGCCAUGCGCAUCAGCCGCAAGGGCAAGCUGGAGCUGGUCAACAACCGCUUCAACAUGCCCACCCAGGAGGACCUGGUCUACGUGGACCCCAGCCCGGACUAUUGCCUGCGUAACGAGACCACGGGCUCGCUGGGCACCCAGGGCAGGCUGUGCAACAAGACCUCGGAGGGCAUGGACGGCUGCGAGCUGAUGUGCUGCGGCCCGGGCUACGACCAGUUCAAGAGCGUGCAGGUGGAGCGCUGCCACUGCAAGUUCCACUGGUGCUGUUAUGUCAAGUGUAAAAAGUGCACAGAGAUCGUUGACCAGUACGUCUGUAAAUGAAAGGAGCUGCCAAAGCGACAAAUCUAUAUUAUAUAAAUCUAUAUAAAUAUAUUUUAUAUUUGUAUAAAUAAACAGAUUAUAAUAAUUAAAGAAGCUUAUUUAAGAGACAUUUUGGUUUUGAAAUUUCCCCCCCCCCAUCAGGCCAGCCUGCUGGGAAUCUGUCUUUGGGUGCAUCUCCCCUCGGAUGCUUCAGUCAGGCUGAAGAAGCUGAGGAGGUGCUGGCAAAGCACACCAGCAUGUGCUCUUUCAUUACAGAAAGAAAGACAGUGAGAAGAAGAGGAGUGGGUUCUUUCUUCUCUCUGAUCAGUAAAUCUCAGCAUUUUGGAACAGUUACUGCACACUGGAAAUUACAGCCAGUCAUGGGUGAGUCCUAGUUAUUCAGAUUUCAAAUCCUGCACUGGGAAAUUUGGAACUGAUUCCUGAUCCCUCUAAAGGGCUUUGUCACAUUUAGAGGGAAGGUUAGUUAAGGCUACGUGAGUAUGGCUUAAAAUCCAGAGUCUUGUAAACCAUUCCUGGAUGCUCCCCAGACCACAGUGGGGUAGAGGAAAGUUCACAGCCUGCUGUUGUGAAAAGGGAAGGUUCAACCUGUGGCUGACCAGUGCACAGCCUGGCAGUGCUCAUGAAGCCAGCACCUGGCUCUUCUGUACUACCUGGGCCAAGGGAAAUCUGCCCAGCUCAAACCACAUUGGCUGUGUGUGUGAGGGAUUUUUUUUUAAUUUUCCUUUAACUCCCAUGCUGAUACUUAAUUUUUCAAUAGAGAGGAAAAGCUGCCGGUGCCAGGGAUAUUUUCAAAGUAUGUUUUGU
Camarhynchus parvulus is the source of this 1958-nucleotide messenger RNA. RefSeq names its product Wnt family member 5B (gene WNT5B). Gene Ontology annotation, biological process: multicellular organism development; neuron differentiation; canonical Wnt signaling pathway. The coding region runs from base 18 to 1154 and encodes 378 amino acids. Gene Ontology annotation, cellular component: extracellular region. The transcript is spliced from 5 exons. The record is from RefSeq and is a predicted model, not a curated record. Gene Ontology annotation, molecular function: frizzled binding; cytokine activity. Lineage: Eukaryota; Metazoa; Chordata; Aves; Passeriformes; Thraupidae.